Molecule: messenger RNA, 1159 nt
Organism: Pararge aegeria (speckled wood butterfly)
Lineage: Eukaryota; Metazoa; Arthropoda; Insecta; Lepidoptera; Nymphalidae
Product: procathepsin L-like
Exons: 6
Coding region: 13-1023 (336 amino acids)
Biological process (GO): immune response
Cellular component (GO): lysosome
Molecular function (GO): cysteine-type endopeptidase activity
Source: RefSeq, a predicted model, not a curated record
CAUCAUAUUGAUAUGAAAAUGAAUGCAGUAGUUAUUUUAUAUUUAAGUGCUAUAACUGUGUCAGCUAAAAAGAUCCCACCAUAUGCCCUGAGGGAAGGAAUACAGCAUUUUGAUGAUUUCAUGGAAGCCCAUAACAAAGUAUAUUCAAAUGACGAAGAGAAAGCAAUUAGGUAUCGCAUAUUCCUGCAGAAUUUGGAAGAGAUCAAUGUUUUAAAUGAACAAAAUGAACAUGCUCAGUUUGGUAUAAACGAAUUCUCUGAUAUGACCCUUGAUGAAUUCCUAAGAAGCCGCACGUGUUUUAAAUUCCCCAAGGAAGAAUUAACCAAUUGUAGAAGGGUAACUCGCGAGUCCUUAGGCAAAUAUGAAGUCUUAGGGACUCCAGCAGAACUUGACUGGCGUGCCAAGAACGUGGUGACAAGAGUCAAAGAUCAACAAAAUUGCGGAUCUUGUUGGGCUUUUAGUGCUGUUGCCAACGUAGAGAGUAUAAACGCAAUCAAAACUGGUCAACUGGUAGAGCUAUCGGAGCAGCAAGUGGUGGAUUGUGAUAAAAAGGAUCACGGUUGCUCUGGAGGUUACCCAGAACAAGCUAUACAGUACUUAGUGGAACAGGGGGCAAUGUCAUCGACCAGUUAUCCUUAUGUAGAAAGAGAGGAAGCCUGCAGAUAUGACGCGGAAAAAGUGGCCGUUAACGUGACAGGAUGCUUUGAGAUCCAAGGCACAGAGGACGAUAUAGCUGAGCAACUGGCGACAAUUGGACCACUGUCUAUCGCUAUCGAUGCCACAUAUUUGAAACAAUACCACGGUGGAGUGUUGAAUGGACCCAGCUGCCGACACGAUAAUCUCAACCACGCUGUCCUUCUUGUUGGAUAUGGAAUCGAUACAGAAAGCGGAUUACCGUACUGGCUGGUGAAAAACUCUUGGGGCAAGAAGAGUGGCGGAGUUGAAGGUUACUUCAAGAUGCAGAGGGGUGUGAACUGUCUGAAUUUCAAUUCCCGCCCACAAUACUCUGCUGUUAUUGGUUAAUACCUCAAUCCUGUUACUCAAAAGUUGCAGGUUGCAACCAAAAAAAAUUUGGCCAAAUUAUGUUUGACUAAAUCAUUAAAUGGGUGUUCUUUGUACAUGAUUCAGUAAAAAACUCUUGAUAGAAAAAAAUUACAGU